GUCUGCAGCUGCCAACACCAGGAGGGAAGAUCUUUCUAUCUGACGCCUGCACGACCUACUGUGUGCAAAUCUGGACUGAUAAGAAUGCAUCAAAAUAACCACUUACCUGAGCUGGUGGCCGAGAAAAACACUUUGGAGCCUCAGUAUGGUCAUGCUCUACGCCUGCUUGCUGAAGAAAUUGAAAAGCGAGAAGGUGAUGAACUGCAAAAAGAGGGCAUAAUGAAGAAAUACCUUGACAUUAUCAGCAAUAAAAAUAUAAAGCUGUCGGAAAGAGUUCUCAUCCCAGUGCAACAGUACCCAAAGUUUAAUUUCGUUGGAAAGCUGCUGGGGCCUCGGGGAAAUUCCAUGAAAAGGCUACAAGAGGAAACAGGAGUCAAGAUGUCCAUCCUCGGAAAGGGGUCCAUGAGGGAUAAAGGAAAGGAAGAAGAAUUAAGAAACAGUGGAGAGGGCAAAUAUGCACAUCUGAGUCAGGAUCUUCAUGUUUUAAUUGAAGUCUUCGCUCCACCGGGUGAGGCCUAUUCCCGUAUGAGCCACGCUUUGGAGGAGAUUAAAAAAUUCCUUGUUCCAGACUACAAUGAUGAGAUCAGACAGGAGCAACUACGAGAGCUUUCAUUGUUGAACGGUUCUGAUGAGUCCAGCAGAGGCAGGAAUGGACAAGGAAGGAGCACUCGGGCAACAGCCGCAGUAUCCACCAGGGCCCGCAGGAACACAGGAAGGAGCACAGUAACGCCUCGAGGGACGGCUGCCGCAACACACAGCAAGCUUGCUGCAUCAGUUUUAACCAGGGAGGCUCAAACCCCGAGAUCCAGAGGAGCAGCGGGAGCGGUACUCGGAGGGUACCGGCAGUUAACCGGCACACAUGACUCAUACGACGAAUAUGGCUACGACGAUGGGUACGGCGGAGAAUACGACGACGACAGCUACGAGGCUUAUGAUGAGAACUACAGCAAUCAGUCAAAGAGCGUCUUAGAUUACUAUGAAUAUGGACAAGGAACAAAUGAUGAAUCCUACAACUAUGAAGAGGAGUGGCCCAAUUCCCGUCCCAAUCUCAAAGCUCCAGUUAUACAGCUGACAAGAGCGGGCUACAGAAAACAUCCCUACGGUCGAUACUGAAGGUGCUCCACACGUGACCUGCAAUUUACUAUGUCUAACUCUUUAUAUUUAUUUCAAACAAGGUUUGUCCAACCCAUUCAGAUAAUCUCUUAAAGCAGUGUUUUUUCAAAGUGAGAUGGGACAGUGUGAGAAAAAUAAAGACAAAAACUGUUGAGCAAUAUAUUCAGGGCAAAUCCGGGGAGAGUAGAACACUUCAUAAAUGAAAGGUCCAAUAUUUUGGUUAUUUAGGCCUUUAUAAACUGACUCCCUAACAUGGACUUCAUAUAAAAUUCUUGAUUUAAUUAAUAAAAAAAACAAAAAACAAUGGUUUUGUCACACGAGUGUCCAGAAAAGGCCUCCGUGAGAGCUACACUGUUUGUCCAUAUUUGGUUAAGACCACUUCCUUUCCUCUGAUCGGUUGACUCGUGACCACACCAGCGUUUGUUAUGUUGACAGCGCUGGUUUAGGAGCGCAGAGGUUGGCGGAGAACUUCGCUCGUGAUAUAGAUAACCUCACUAAAUUCAAAUGACCUGAUUUCAAGCAGAAAAACAGCAGGAACUCAGGAAAGCAUGCAGAAUUUUAAUUCAUAUUUCACAUGUUUACUGAGGCACGAUAGCGCUAACAGAGUUGGUUUGGUAAAACAUGAUACUUUUAAAUUUGGAAAAUCAGUGUGUUAAAGCGAUUAGAUGGAUUUAUUAUUGAUGAAAAUUGUAAAAAAAAAAAAUAAUACUGAAAAAUAAGUGGCAUGUGCACAGGGCGCACUUAUUAGUUAUUCGGGUGUCAUAACCCCCAUGUUAUUUUUUUUUUAAAUCUUGAAAAAUCUUGUAGUGGGUUUUAGUUUGGCCACAUUGAAAACACUUUGAAAUCCUCUGCAUUAAAUAUAUAAUAAGUGGGGGAAAUGCUUUGUACAGAAAUGCAAAAAAAAGACAAAUUUUUGUUACAAAUUAUGUGAAAAGUUUUUAUUUAUUCGUUUAUUUGUUUGUUUGUCUUCUCACACGAUAAUCAAACACCACCAGUUUAACAAAAGGCACACAAUUUUUCUUCUGUGACUCGCCACUCAUUAAGAAGAAUUUAAAUCCACCCUCAAGCUUCAUGAAAAACAAAUAUGACCUCUGUACAGCGGUUUUAGUUUGCGAAGGUAGCGUCAAUUUUGUAACUUCAGGUUUGUGAUCACUGUAAGCAAUUGCAUGGUUUUCCAAAAAUAUUAGGAAGGACAAAGUCAAUCAAGGAAAAAAUGGAAAUCAACUGCAAAUGACCCCCGAUCCGGGUUUUCUAUAUCUGAAGAUGUCAUGUUAAAUAGGACUUGAUCUGGUAGACUAACUUUAGGCCUAAUCACGUUUAUUUCAUUUGAUGUGAUUCAUCAGCAGUUUUUCCCUGUGUGGUUGGAAUCAGUCAAGGAAUGUACAGUGUGUACUUUACAAUUAAUGCUUUUAUUCUUUGUCCAAUCUGUCCUUGUACAUAGAGUAUUUAAUAAAAACAAAUAUAAACCCCAACACCGUGUGUAAGAUUUUCUAAAUCGUUUUUUUUUUCAGUUAGUUACACUUGAAAAAUGUCAUGCUGAUCUAAAAUGAAACAUUUGCAUGAUUUCCACUAACCUAUUGCAUUAACAACCAACUAAGCGAUCCUCUUCAUCAUUUAAAUGUGCUUCAGUCUUAUAUGAUAACUUCCUUAUGUAGGAAUUGAUGUUUUUUCUUGUGAGGUUUGACAACAGUAAACAGACUCACACAGAAUUAUAUGCUGUUAAAGAGGUAAGAAGUCCCGUUGUAUUGUGUCAUUUUAAACAUUAAUACGACGUGUAAAAAGAGCAAUUCCAAUAUACUUCUCAAAGGAAUUUCUGGGUGACAAAUUAUAUUUUUUUUAACCUGCAUAGUCUUCUGUGUCUCUGCUAAUGUUUUUUUUUUCUAUUUCCUGUCAUUGAGUUAGAGAUCUAGCAAUGCAUCUUUUAAACAUCAUAACAUCAUUGACGCUGUCCAGUUAAACUCUAAACAGGUUAUAAAAGCCUUGUGGUGGUCAAGGCGUAGGGGUUGUAAAACAGGACAAUGUAAAACACAAAAAUCUGCUCCAAGAGGAUGCUUUCAGUUACCAUCAUUGGUCACAAGAACAGCGUGAAAUACUUGACUCUAAGCCCCCCUGGUGCAUAAAGCAGCGUGAAGUGGACGGAGUUUUUCUGUUGAUACAAACAAACAUGGGUUUUUUUGUGUGUGUGUAUGUUUGGAUGAGAUGAAAAUGACUGAGUUUGACUGACAGUGACUUACCAAGCACUAAAGCAAUGUACUCAAAUCGUGGUCAGCAGACCAUUGGUGCUGGGAAAAACCUCAGGUUGUCACUAAUUUGAAUUGCACUACAACUCCAACUUUCAACUACUAUACGGUAAUGUUUUAAGCAACAUUUUAGCUAUAAUUAUACUAAAAUAUUACAUUAACCAUUUAACUAACAUUUUGGUAUUGCUAAUUGUCAUGAAAGUCAAAAAGGAAGAAAAUGUUAUUGUUAGUUUGGUAAAACCUAUAAACAGUUUCUAAAAAAUAAAACAGUCGGGAAAACUUUUUUUUAUGGCAAUUUGUUAGAUGUAUGUCAUUGUGAUCAUUUUCCCCUUUGUUUUAUCUUUGUUGA
Molecule: messenger RNA, 3702 nt
Organism: Syngnathoides biaculeatus (alligator pipefish)
Lineage: Eukaryota; Metazoa; Chordata; Actinopteri; Syngnathiformes; Syngnathidae
Gene: khdrbs2
Product: KH domain containing, RNA binding, signal transduction associated 2
Exons: 13
Coding region: 85-1113 (342 amino acids)
Biological process (GO): regulation of alternative mRNA splicing, via spliceosome
Cellular component (GO): nucleus
Molecular function (GO): poly(A) binding; mRNA binding
Source: RefSeq, a predicted model, not a curated record